AAGGAAUGAGGUGUCGAAAUUAUAAAUUUCUUAGCUCACCCUCUUAAUAGUUGUAGUAACGUAACGUAAGUAUCCUUUUCGCCUAACUCCCACCUUCCUCUUUCCCACCGUUUCUUCCUCGCCUUAUUUCUCUUUCUGCCUUUGCUUUCUCCUCUUAUCUCCUCUGCUUCAAGGUACCCCAAGAUUCCUUUUUUAUAAUUCAUUCAUACUAUAUUUGUAUAUCUCUUUGAGUUAUAUAUCUCUAUCUCCUCCCCAGCUCUUUUUCUAUAAUCUAUAAAUAGUGAGUGGAUAAAACAGGGGAGAGAUUAAUUUAUUGCUUACUGGUGCUGAUCAGAUGGCAGAUAGCAGCAGAACUGAAGAGUUUUCUGUUUGCUCUCAGACGACUUCUUCUGGUAACAAGUAUGGAGGACUUAUGCCAAAGAAGAAGCCUUUGAUUUCAAAGACUGGGCUUUAUGCAAGCAAGGUGCAGGUGUUGAUCAAAAAUCAACCGUGGCUAUUGAAACAUUGCGUCCCAAAUUGCAGAGAACAGAUCAUCAGCAACUGCCUCCUCGAAGACCUGCUUGUACAUCUUGAUUCAUAUGUUGAACCUCUGCCACUUCAAAAUGCUGAUUUUGUUAUGUUCUUUGCUGGCUAAGUAGAUAAUAUCAUAAAUACUUGUAUUUGUUUUAUAUUGUUUACUUAGAUCCAUUUUUCAAUAUGGGAUUUGGAUGUAAUCACCAAUUGUGCUUUUAAAACUCUCCUUGCGUGUAUUAUAAUUUUUCCAGCCA
This is a messenger RNA of Capsicum annuum, 767 nucleotides long. RefSeq lists its product as uncharacterized. The coding region runs from base 335 to 634 and encodes 99 amino acids. The record is from RefSeq and is a predicted model, not a curated record. The transcript is spliced from 5 exons. NCBI's taxonomy places the organism in Eukaryota, Viridiplantae, Streptophyta, Magnoliopsida, Solanales, Solanaceae.